Messenger RNA from Nematocida minor, 1494 nucleotides. RefSeq lists its product as uncharacterized. The transcript has a single exon. The coding region runs from base 1 to 1494 and encodes 497 amino acids. Gene Ontology annotation, molecular function: 5'-flap endonuclease activity. The record is from RefSeq and is a predicted model, not a curated record. Lineage: Eukaryota; Fungi; Microsporidia.
AUGGGGAUAAAAAGUCUUUGGAAAAUGAUAAAUGGCAGAGUCCUAGAGAUGGAGGAGAUGGACGGGCUUCGGCUGUGCAUUGACGGGAAUCUGGCUCUUUUUUCGUGCAUCUGCAGCUCAAACAUUGUGUUCAUUACAGAGUACACGCUCAAGUCCAUCCAAAAGCUGUUUGCACUAGGCGUUGACCCAAUAUUUGUUUUUGAUGGGAGAAAGCCUCUUUUCAAAAGAAGGCGUCUGAGACAAAGAUACGGUCUAGAAAACGCUCUGGAAGCAGAAGCAAUAGAGGAUGUGCCAAGAGAUGAGGUAGAAAAGAGCAAAAUGCCAGAAAAAAACAGACUGGCUGAUCUGAUAGAGAAGAGCAGCGAGAUUUUCAAGAAAAAACCGCACGAGAUGGAAGAAGCAGAGGGAGAUGAAACAUUAAAGCAUCCAGACUUCAAUAGAAUUUUGAACGAUCAGGAUUUCUCGAUGUACCAAAUAAAAAGAGUAAUGGAAAGGUACAAGUACAUCAAGUCAAUAAGCAAGCAGAGAAUGCACGGAGAGAGCAAUUUGAUGUUUAAGCUAAGAAUGCAGCAGAACUUCAAUGUAACGGAAGCAUGCGAAGAUACUGCGCAAAACGACUUCAAAGAAACUCUUUUCUGCAUAGAUAGCAUAAAAAACGUAAUAUACAAGGCCGAAGAGCCAGCACCUGCUAAGAAUCCAAAGCCUCUGGCUCCGGUAAAAAAUAAACCAGAAGAACACAGCAUAAAAAUAGACGACAUUGCUCUGACUGAGUAUCAAAGAGAGCUCAAAAUGUACCCCAUACUAAAAGAAGAUCUUUUGUUGAGCAAAGAGUCUGUAGACAAAGAAACUUUGCCAUUUUCGUACAGAAUCAUAAUCGACAUUCUUGACGCUUUUUCCAUCAAGUAUGCGAUAGCACCAAGCGAGUCAGACAGCCUGUACAGAAGCAUAGAAAAGGCAAUACACACAGACGGGGUGGUAACAGAGGACAGCGAUGUUUUGCUGUUCAGCAGAAAGCCCGUGUAUAGACAUGUAUUUAAAAGAGGCAAUUUUCCAAAAGUAUUUGCAGAAAAAGAUAGCCCCAUUGAGUAUAGCCGAGCUGAGCUGCACAUUCUUGCCUGGCUGCUGGGGAAUGACUAUGUGCAGGGCAUUCGCAAAGUAGGGCCCAGUAAAGCAAAGUACAUUAUUGGGCUGUACAGAGAAGCCGUUAAAAAAAAGAAAGAGCUCGAGAAUAGCUCAGAGAGUGUUGAUGUAGGUGCAUUAGGGCGCGCAGUGGACUCAAUACCUGAGAUAGACAUCGAUAGAGACUUGCCUGCGCUACUGCAGCUGCAGAGAAUCUACGCAGAAAAAGAGUUUAGCGUAAAAAUAGAGAACCUCCACCCUAGUCCCAUAGACAAAGGAAAAAUUUUAGCUUUUCUAACUAAGCGAACAACGUGGAUAGAAAGUGAGAAAGAGGGAUUCUUCAAAAUGGUACAAAAUCACAAAUAUCAAUUAUAG